UGGGCAAAAGGCUCCUAGUAGUUCCUGUGGCUUUGAUUGACCAAAAAACAAGCUCACUACUCUAUAUAUAAACCUUCCUCAGCUCCCUUCUUUCCCAUUCAUUUUCUUCCAUUUCAUUUGAUCGCUCCAUUCUUUGAAUUCUCAUUCCUUCCGCAAUUCUCACUCCAACUUUUCAAUAGCAACUCUUCCACCCAAUUAUCCUUUCACUCCAUUCCCAAACUAACCUUCAGUUUCAUUGCUCCAACACUCUCAAUCACCACCACCACCCUCAUCUUUGCAAGGUCUAUAAAUCAAACUAGAUUUUCGUUCGUUUUCUUUAAUUCUUUCAUCUCUUCAUACUGGUUUCCCGAAAGAGGCAUUUUUCAAUUGCAGCGUGUCAAAAAUUCAAACCCCAUGGAACGCGAACAAUGCCGCGCGUGGAAACCCUAAUUGCGCCCCCGACCAACCAUGACCAACGGCGGAGAAAGAGCCGCGCCGGACGACUACGGCCGAGCCGCAGCACGUCUCGCGGUGGCGCAGCUCUGCAACGCCGCUGGGUUCCACGGCGCCACUGCCUCUGCGCUGGACGCCUUCGUCGACGUCGCAAUCCGCUACCUCCUCGACGUAGGCAGAACCGCGGAGUCCCAUGCGAACCACUCCGGCCGAUCGCAGUGCACCGUCUUCGACGCGAUUCGCGGCUUCGAGGACCUGGGAGCGCCGCGAGCCUUCUCCUGCCCCGGCGGAGUAAGAGAUAUCGUGAGUUUCGUGGAAUCGGCGGACGAGGUUCCGUUCGCUCAACCGAUUCCUCGGUUUCCGGUCGUUCAGGAACGACGUCGCAUUCCGAGUUUUGAUCAGAUGGGGGAGACUCCACCGUCGAAGCAUAUUCCCGCGUGGUUACCGGCUUUGCCAGAUCCGCAUACGUAUAUUCACACUCCGGUGUGGAAUGAGAGGGUUUCUGAUCCUCGUGAAGAUAAAAUUGAACAAGCUAGGCAGCGUAGGAAGGCUGAGAGGUCGUUGUUGAGUUUGCAGAAACGUUUGUUGUUGCGUAAUGGUUCAGUGGAAGCUAAAGCAAGAACAUCCGCUUCACCAGAUAGUACUGUUUUGGAAACUCAAGGCGUUGGUGAUGACCAUAAGGAUGUUGAUAAAGAUGUUGCUCCGGUUGUUAAGGUUUCAGUUUUGGAUGAGGGUAAUGUUGGUGACAGGAACCGUGUUUCGGUGUUGGAGGCGUUUGCUCCGGCAAUUGAGAUGCUUGGGAGUGGAGGGUUGGGUGGUGAUGAAGAUGAUGGGUUGGGAGAGAGAGAAAGAAGUGAGCUUCCUGUUGUGAGACCUACUGUGCAUUUUAAGUUUAGGACUGGGAAAAAGUUCAUUGGGGAGUCGUUGGAUAUGAGAAUUCGGAAUAAGGAUGCGUCACGGACGGUGGCAUUGGUUGGGAGAGAAGAUGAGAGGGAUGAUAAGAAAAGGAGGGCUGAGUAUAUUCUCAAACAGUCUAUGGAGAACCCGCAGGAACUCACUCUGUUGUAGAUUGAUUAGUGCAUUUAUGGACUUGGGCGUUGUUGAUUUGCGUUAAAGAGGGCUGAGGGUGGAUUGGAAAUUAAGGGCUUUCGAUGCUUUGUGAGGACUUUGUAGAAUCAUUCUUAACAUGUUUUUAGAGCAGUUCAAUUUGUUUCUUUUCUUGAUAGUGUAGCUGUAAUUUGUUAAUGGAUUUUUUAACAAAAAGCUCUUCUGUCCGCUUCUCAUAUUGUACUUUACUCACCAAAUUCAAUUGAAUCAAUACACUGAAUUUUCUAUGCA
Messenger RNA from Vigna unguiculata (cowpea), 1770 nucleotides. RefSeq names its product TBP-associated factor 8 (gene TAF8). Gene Ontology annotation, cellular component: transcription factor TFIID complex. Lineage: Eukaryota; Viridiplantae; Streptophyta; Magnoliopsida; Fabales; Fabaceae. Gene Ontology annotation, molecular function: protein heterodimerization activity. The record is from RefSeq and is a predicted model, not a curated record.